UUCUACUCAAUGUUAUAAAUGAAACAAUGGAAGAAUUAAAAGAGCAUGCCUUUCUUCAACAAUUAGUAACUACAUCUACAUCUGCAUCGCAUGUCACAAUCAAAACUGGUGAGAAUAAUGAUCAAGUGGGAUCUAAUAAUUUUAACUUAGAUCUGCCAGAACCAACACUUGAAAAUUUGGCAACUAUACAUUCAAUAAUCAAAAUAGCAAGCGAAUCGAGUGAAUUAGAAAAAUAUCAGUUGGCCAUCUCUUUACAUGAAAUUGCAUUAUUUGAAGUACUCAUACGUAAAGAUUUAUUCGUCAAGGUUGCAGGAAUUUUUGAAUACGAUCCACAAUAUACCAACAAAAGACCUAAACAUAGAAAAUUAUUAUCAGAUCAAUCUAAACAUAAACAAGCUGUAAAAAUUAAAGAUGACCUUAUUAAAGAAAAAAUUCACGAAACAUUUCGAAUCCAAUUUUUUAGAGAUUCCUUAUUACAUGGAUCAUGCGAUGAUGAAACAUUAACAGCAUUAUCUUCAUUAAUCUGUUUUAAUUAUAUUGAGAUAUGCAGGCAUUUUGCUAAUGAUUCUGAAUACUUAUUAGAAAUAUUUGAUAUACUAAAUAAACCAAAUGAGCCUAUACAAAAAAAAUAUGAUUCCAUAGGAUUUUUACAAGAAUUAUUUCAUAUUGCCAAAAAUUUGCAACCUUCCAGCAGAAGUGAUUUAUACAGAGCAUUAUGUAAAAAUGGAAUUUUAGACGCAAUCGAAUCAACUUUAGAGAUUGAUGAUGCCAUUUUGAAAUCAGGAGGUAGUAAUUUAUUAUCAUCAAUUAUGGUGUUGGAGGCAGGAAUAGUAAGGUUGCAUAUACUUAGGAAACAUAGAAUAAAUGAAAAAUCAUUAGCAACUAUAAUAAUAAAUCAAAUAGUUGAAAAUAAAAAUUCAGAUUUCACAACUCAUUUAGCCGGUGUUUUGCAAUCUCUAAUUAAUAUAAAUGGUAGUUUAGAUAUGGAUUACACUUAUGAGGAGUCAGCACUCGCUAGGUAUAGGGAAGAAAAAGAUAAUGAUCAGUUUUUACAAUUUUUUUACGAAAAUUUAUCUGUAACCUUGUUCGGGCCACUAAUUAAUUUGCCAAAUUUAAAUUCUGAAACUGAAAUAUUAUAUUUAACCGAAUCACAAUUAACCUUAUUCUUUCAUCUAUGUGAGUUAAUGAGAAUGAUGAUAAGAUAUCAUGGAGUGAGAAGUAAAUUUCUUAUUAUGACAAAUAGCAUUGUACCAAAGCUUGUGUUAUUGUUAAGAACAAAUGAUAAAAUUUUAAGGCUUUCGGCGUUACGAACCAUUCGUUCAAUAAUUGGGCUUGAUUAUAAAUUUGUUGUCAAAAAUGUUGCAUCACACAAAAUCAUGACACCAAUAUUAAGGUUAUUAUUAGAACCUAAACCUAAAAACAGUUUAUUAAAUUCUGCUUCGGUUGAAUUGCUUGAAUAUAUUCGAGUAAGUAAUAUUCGGCCAUUUAUUGAUGAAUUAGUUGAUAAACAUCGUGAGGAACUAUCAUCAACUAGUGAUUAUGCCAACACUUUUGAGAAGCUUAUCCAACAAUACGAUAGAAAUCAUAAUCAAACGACUGAUGUUACUACGGAAUCUGAUGAGACAACAAACAAUCCUGCUAAUCCACGUCAAGCCAUAAUAAGUGAUUGGUCAUCAACAACUCGAAAAAGCUCAUCUACUCCAUCUCCGACAUCUCCAACUGAUCAAGAUCAAGAAGAAGAAGAAAUAAAUAUUGAUAAAGAAUUAAAAUCAUUCACUGCUGCUGCUUCAUCAUCAAAGUCCUCACCGUUAUCAUUUCAAAUCAAUUUUAAUGCUGCUAUUAGAAGUAUUAAAUCAAGGUUUAUUAGUAGUGGUAGUAAUAAUAUUAACAACAACAAACAGAAGUUACCACAAUAG
Molecule: messenger RNA, 1916 nt
Organism: Entrophospora candida
Lineage: Eukaryota; Fungi; Glomeromycota; Glomeromycetes; Entrophosporales; Entrophosporaceae
Source: the annotation of a GenBank genome assembly